UCAUUUUACCGUUUCGAAAGACCGCUGAGACGUUGUGAAUGAGUACAAACAGUUCAGUUUCCUCUACCAUGUAUUAGUAACUAUGUUAAAACAACGCAUUGACGUCAAACUGGAGGAAACAAUUCAUUUCAGUUUCUUUUAGCCAACACUCGUUUCAUUUACCAGAAGAAACAAAAGUUUCAGUUUCUUUUAGCCACCACUUGUUUCAUUUAUCAGAAAAAGAAGGCAGAAUGGGUUCAUCAAUUACCCUGACGCUUAUCUUAGCAACUGUCUUUCAAAAAUGUCUUCAAGUUCCACUGGGGAUAAAAAUGGAUCAGCAGACUUCACUACCAUAUAACAUGGCAUCGAACAUCGAUCAUGCAUGCUACCUCGAGGGUAAUCGAUACGAAUCAGGUCAUUCUAUUCCACGUUCUCAUCCCUGUCAUUAUUGUUCCUGUGUUCGAGGAUAUAUUGACUGCUAUUGGCAAAAAUGUCCUCCUUCUCCUGUCGGAUGCAUUGAAUUGAAUUAUGAUGGCGUGUGCAAUCCGUCAUUGUAUUUGUGCCCUAUUCCUGAUCACAAUCAGACUUUUCCUAUGAAAUAUACAUUAAAACGAGAUGGGCAAAAGUAUAAAACAGAAGAGGAACAAAAUGCUCCAGAUUGUGUUAUUUUGAGCGUUCCUUAUCGACGGGGUGAAACUAUAGGUGUGGCUAGCAAUUCGUGUCUGGAGUGUCGCUGUGCUAAUGGCUCAAUGUUCUGUAGUCCAAAAUGCUGUUUUCAACCUACGGGCCCCGAAGAAAAUUCUUUCCUCGUUAGUCGAAGUGGAAGACGAAGUUGGGUACCUGUAGUAGAACAUCCCUUAGCAUAUCUUCGGGAAUACUUCAAGCAGUAGAACCUGGUCUCCAGACUGAACACUGUAGAAUGGCAGUUUAUCUAUCGACAAAACUGCAGGAAUUGCCCACAGAAACUGUUUUUAUUAUUUCUAAACGUAGCAAAAAGUGUAUUUUAUUUUAUCACUAACAAUACUUCAAGCGACACAUUCGAAUCGGAAUAUCUGCUACGUCUCCAAACUCGGUAUUGUAAAACACAACUACCACGAAUGUAUUGCACAAUGAAGGAACUUUAUAUCAAUAAACAGCAGCUGGUUUUAGAGUGA
Limulus polyphemus (Atlantic horseshoe crab) is the source of this 1133-nucleotide messenger RNA. RefSeq names its product kielin/chordin-like protein. The coding region runs from base 231 to 869 and encodes 212 amino acids. The record is from RefSeq and is a predicted model, not a curated record. Lineage: Eukaryota; Metazoa; Arthropoda; Merostomata; Xiphosura; Limulidae. The transcript has 6 exons.